Penicillium bovifimosum is the source of this 594-nucleotide messenger RNA. It is a transcript of the gene rho1, whose product is annotated as Rho family GTPase RHO1. Gene Ontology annotation, biological process: small GTPase-mediated signal transduction. Bases 1 to 594 code for a protein of 197 amino acids. The record is from RefSeq and is a predicted model, not a curated record. Gene Ontology annotation, molecular function: GTP binding; GTPase activity. NCBI's taxonomy places the organism in Eukaryota, Fungi, Ascomycota, Eurotiomycetes, Eurotiales, Aspergillaceae. The transcript has 5 exons.
AUGGCUGAGAUCCGUCGCAAGCUCGUUAUCGUCGGUGAUGGUGCCUGCGGUAAGACCUGUCUGCUUAUUGUGUUCUCAAAGGGCACCUUCCCCGAGGUCUACGUCCCCACCGUUUUCGAGAACUACGUCGCCGAUGUUGAGGUUGAUAACAAGCACGUCGAGCUUGCUCUUUGGGAUACUGCUGGCCAGGAAGAUUACGACCGUCUCCGUCCUCUUUCAUACCCCGAUUCACAUGUCAUUCUGAUCUGUUUCGCGGUCGACUCGCCCGACUCGCUCGACAACGUCCAGGAGAAGUGGAUCUCCGAGGUCCUGCACUUCUGCCAGGGUCUCCCCAUCAUUCUUGUUGGUUGCAAGAAGGAUCUUCGUGAUGACCGCAAGACUAUCGACGAGCUUGCCAAGACCUCACAGCGCCCCGUUUCGACAGAACAGGGUGAGGAAGUCCGCAAGAAGAUCGGUGCCUACAAGUACCUUGAGUGCUCGGCCCGCACCAAUGAGGGUGUCCGCGAGGUCUUCGAGGCUGCCACCCGUGCUGCCCUCUUGAAGGCUGUCAAGGGCAAGGGAGGCCGCAAGAAGGGCGGCUGCCUGAUUCUGUAA